UUCAUAAAACUUUUGUAUAACCAAUAGGCGUGGCAGUGCGUCCAUUCGGCGAUCGCUUUUAGCAAAAUCGAGGCGUUUUUGUCCACAGCUUUUACGGAGACGUUAUACUGUACUCCUCCUUCGGUUUGCCGGUGUUUGCAAGGAAGGCAGUACGAUAGCAAACCGAUGUGUUAUUGCUUUGAGUGCUGUUGUAUGUACAUUUAUUUCCAUCUACACUGACCAAUUAUAAAUCGAAGCAAAAGAAAUAAAUCGCAAUAACAAUUAUGACUUAUUCCCAAUUUGGGCCAAGCGGCUAACACCGGCAAAUUCAGUGCCAUGUCUGCCAAUCGCUCGGCAAACAUUGGGUGGGACCAUUCCAAUAAGGCAAAGAAAGGCAAAGAAACAUCGAAUAGAACUUGAGGAAGAGCGAUUUAGAAUGGACUCUACACUAAAUGGCGGUGUUGGGAAUGAUGUCGAAACUUUACCAGCCUGGCUGAAAGUAGUAACUUUCGAGAAUGCAGCACGCGCCAGUGUAGGCGAAAAUUUUGCGAGACUAGUCAACGCUCGCUUUGAAAGCGAUUCGAAAAGUAACGAUAACUAUUCCUCGUUAUUGCUGCGCCUCCAUUUGGAUAUCGAACUCAAAGAUGGUAGCACAAAAACGGCGACUUUCGUUCUCAAAGCGCCACACAGCAAUGAAUUGAUGUUGAAAAUAUUGAAUUUAUUGAAACUCUUUCCGAAAGAAGAAAUAACUUAUCACAAAAUUUUACCGAAAUUCGAAGAGCUAUAUGAACAAGUGGGAAAAGACGUUAAAUUUGCACCCAACGCAUAUCAAAUCGAUCGUGAUAUUGGUGUGGACUACAUUUUGCUAGAGGAUCUGCGUCCAAAAGGUUAUAAAAGUGCCAACCGAGUUAGGGGUUUGGAUCUGGAGCACACCAAGCAUGUGCUUCACAAAAUGGCCGAGUUGCAUGCCGCUUCCGCCUGUUAUGUGGAACACUUUGGCAUGUAUCCCGAGGAAUUCACUGUGGGCGUUUACUCGAAAAACAAUAAGGAGCUGCUGAAGGAGUUCAAUGCAUCCGAUACAUUUUUGGCUCAACUCAAAAAGUGGAAAGAUGGUCAGGCCUACUAUGAGAAAUUGGCUGACAGCGACAACUACUUGGUGGAUCGUUUGCUGCAGGACCAAGUUUACAACCCAAGCGAGUUCAACGUACUCAACCACGGCGAUUGCUGGGUGAACAACAUCCUCUUCAGGUACAACGCGUUCGGUGAAAUUAAGGACACUCGCUUCAUUGAUUUCCAAGUCGGCAAAUAUGGCUCGCCCGCUCAUGAUCUUUACUACUUCAUUUUAUCAUCAACUGCAGCAGAUAUAAAAAUUGCACAGUUCGAUUAUUUAGUGCGGUAUUACUUUGAUAACCUCGUUGAAAACUUAAAACUACUCCAGUAUCACCGUCCCCUGCCGAAGCUGCGGAAUCUUCACACGGCGUUGCUUAAAAACGGACUAGCAGCCUACUUAGUUGUGUCUAAAGUUUUGCCGGUUGUUAUGUUGGAGAAGAGUGGCAAUGAUUAUAAAGAGGAUCGCUUGCAAGAUGAGAGUAAAAUUAAACUGGCGAUGUACACUAAUCCAAAGUAUGUUGAGGCAAUGUCUGAAAUCCUUCCGUGGUUGGAUAAUCGCGGCUUGCUUGACUGGAAGUAAUUUGGAAAUGCUACUCGUAAUAUUAAAUAUAAAAUGCACUGUAUCGGAGGUUUACAUAAAUAGCCAUAGCUGAGAAAUUCUAAAGCGAUAAUGAAACAAUAGCGAAUCUUUGAUUACACUCACUGAGAAACUUUUCCGUUAUUAAUAAAAAUUUAUAAGUAUUAUCGGAA
Rhagoletis zephyria (snowberry fruit fly) is the source of this 1839-nucleotide messenger RNA. RefSeq lists its product as uncharacterized. The record is from RefSeq and is a predicted model, not a curated record. Lineage: Eukaryota; Metazoa; Arthropoda; Insecta; Diptera; Tephritidae.